Molecule: messenger RNA, 13116 nt
Organism: Paramuricea clavata
Lineage: Eukaryota; Metazoa; Cnidaria; Anthozoa; Malacalcyonacea; Plexauridae
Source: the annotation of a GenBank genome assembly
AGAAUUGAAGAGCUUUUUAACAUUAUUGUGGACUACCCUGAAUCUCUGAAAGCCUUAGAAGACCUCAAGGUUCAGAUUUCAUUUUAGAUUUUUGUCAGUAAUUUGUCCCCUAAUAUAUAUUCAUACGUAUUAAAACCAUUAUAUACUUAUAUUAUAUACUUUUUGCAGGAAUGCUUAGAAAAGACAGAUUUACGAGCACACCUUAUCAAUUCACUUCGCUCUUCGUAAGUACAGUACAUUAUAUUUUCACAUGCAAGAAUGAAGAACUAAAAAUGCUAGUCAGAAUAGGAAGACUGAUAACUUGAAACAACUGAUUUGUGUAAACGCAUGACCGAGCGAUCUAAAGCACCUGGAAUAUCAUGACUUAUCAGACUUUCACGAGCCCAAAUAAAACUUCUAGGCAGUCAUUAUUAAGCGAUAGUGUUUAAAUGUAUGGACUAUAGAAUGAUGUAACAAAUGUUGUAUCAUGUUUGGCAAAUACAUUUUUACCCAAUCUGGGACACCCGACUUUCAUAAUUUUCUGGGGGAGAACGUAUCCCCUUGAUAGUGCCUCUUAGUAUAGUACCCUUUUUGGCAUCUGUAGUUACCUUCAACACUUGAUGCAUGUUAUGUAAAUAGUUUUAUGUUAUAUUUUAAGAUUCUCGUUGUACCGAAAUAAGUUUUUCUGUGAAAUAUAGCAUGACAUCCAUUGCGACAACUUGUUAGUGUCACAUAGUUACAGUGUCUUCGUGUGUUGAUAUAAGAGUUCUAUUUUCUUGAAGGUUUGAAAGUCGACUGCUCCACCCCGGGGCUGAAACCACGGAUAUUCUAACUCAAUAUGUGUCGGCAAUCCGAGCACUGAGGGUACUCGAUACUUCUGGAGUGAUCCUGGAGAAUGUCUGUGAACCUGUUAAAGCUUAUCUCAGGUAUGAAAUAUAAAUAUUAUUGAAAUUCUUGUCUACUGGACAGAAACACUUCAACAUUCAGUUCAUCUGAAAAUCUUUAAUAUCUACCUACAAGUGUUAAAUCUCGACAAUUGUCUCUCUCUGUAGCUCAGUUGGUUAGUUUUUGGAACAGCAUUGUCGCAGCUUCUUAACAAACUUGCUACAAGCCCGUUGAGGAAAUAUCUUGUUGACAAGUUUUUGGAACAGCAUUGUCGCAGCUUGUUAACAAGCUUGCUACAAGCCCGUUGAGGAAAUAUCUUGCUGACAAGUUGUUGGAACAGCAUUGUCACAACUUGUUAACAAGCUUGCUACAAACCUGUUGAGGAGAUAUCUUGUUGAGAAGUUGUUGGAACAGCAUUGCCACAACUUUUGAACAAGGUUGCUACAAACCCGUUGAGCAGAUAUUUUGUUGACAAGUUUUUGGAACAGCAUUGUCGCAGCUAUUUAACAAGCUUGCUACAAGCCCGUUGAGGAAAUAUCUUGUUGACAUGUUUUUGGAACAGCCUUGUCACAGCUUGUUAACAAGCUUGCUACAAGCCCGUUGAUGAAAUAUCUUGUUGACAAGUUGUUGGUACAGCAUUGUCACAACUUGUUAACAAGCUUGCUACAAACCCGUUGAGGAAAUAUCUUGUUGACAAGUUGUUGGAACAGCAUUGUCACAACUUGUUAACAAGCUUGCUACAAGCCCGUUGACCAGAUAUCUUGUUGACAAGUUUUGGAACAGCAUUGUCACAACUUGUUAACAAGCUUGCUACAAGACCGUUGAGGAAAUAUCUGGUUGACAAGUUAUUGGAACAGUAUUGUCACAACUUGUUAACAAGCUUGCUACAAGCCCGUUGAGGAAAUAUCUUGUUGACAGAGGGCUGCACCGGAAUCGCAUUGCUCCUAGUCUCGAAAUUUCCAUAGAGCGAUAUAGUUAGAAAUUGCUUGCUGUUCAGCUUGCUAAUAAUUUUCAAAUAUGAACGAAAAUUUUGAGGGAAUCCGAAAGGCGCUCAUUUGCACGCUGAGCUACUAACAGUAAAUGGUGAUAUUUACUCAAUAUCACGUGAUUAUAAUGAGCCAAUUAAAUGACCAUAAUUUAACGAGGUGUCAUACAGUAAUUAACAUAUCAUUAUAAUGUGACAGUAAUAAUUUUGGUGUGUAUAGAUUGAUGCUGAAUUUUUCGAAGGAGAUAUGUGCAAGCCCUUUGAGAUAAUCUUCUGAACUUUAUAGGUUCGCUUACACGGUCAAAAUUUCUGUGAUUAAAGUAAUUGUCGAUUUUGAUGACAGAAACUAUGAUAGUGAAGUGUAGUUUCGUUUUAUAUUCUUUCAAGUGUUUGACAAGUUUACCGAAAUUUCGCGAUAAAAAGAAUAACAUCAUUCAACAUCAUUGAUGAAUGCGAUUUCCCCGAAAACUGCAUGUGAAUGUGGUCCAUGAUUCUCGAAGUGAAAUUUUCUUACGUCGUCGUCUUUGUAUACGCUUGUUUGUUUACGACCUGACGUCAAAACACGUUCCUAACAAAUGAGUCAUCCGCUGCGCAAACAAGCUACCAAUAGUUAUGCACUGCUAAUGACCUUGCAUAUAAUGGUUAUUUUACACAAUGGUUGAGAAUUACACAGUUGAGAAAUGAGGCACAGUCCCAAACUUUUUGACGAAAUAGCAUCUCUAUUUUCGGCAAGUUGUCCUUUCGGCAAACUGUCCGUUCGGCAAAAUGUCCUGUCGGCAAAACGUCCGUUCGGCAAAACGUCCGUUCGGCAAAACGUCCGUUCGGCAAAAUGUCCGUUCGGCAAAAUGUCUUUCGGCAAAAUGUCUUUCGGCAAAGUGUCUUUCGGCAAAAUGUGUUCUUCUUGAUCUGAGCAAUCGUCCAUUACUUGACUUAUUAUACUUUACUGAUUAUUAGAACCAGAGACGAUACAGUUCGCUGUAUAGUGACAAGUUUAACAGAUGAAAACAGUUCAGAAUUAUCUGAGGUAAAUGAUUCAAUGACAUUGAGGUAAAAAGUGGGAACAGCAUAGUUUGGAAAGGGGUCUUAUCCUCCCUUUUUGACCCCCGCCCUCUUCUUUUUACCAAUGUCUCCCAUUUUUCGAAACAUUUCAACCCCAAAGAGUGCCAAAUUUGACAGGUCAAAGCUUGCAAAUGACACUGCAUGUACUUUUAAACUUCUGACCAAAUCGAGCACUAAAGGCUUUCUGACCAAGUUAUAUUCUCCAGUACCUAGCGGGUGUCCCUAAAAAAACUGGACACUGAUUGGGGGGGGGGGGGCACCCAGUAGAGUAUCGAUAUUGAUUGCGUACUCUUGUCUCGUCCCCAGGAAUUGUUACAAGGCGAUACUAAGACAAUAGAAGAUGUACACACGCUGGACAGUGAUAACGAGGAUGACGAAGGGGAAUGGAUGCCAGACCCGAUUGAUGCUGAUCCAUGUAAGUACAAACGAACUUUUUAUAUUGGAACGUAUGUCAGUCUUAGAAAAUGUCCUGUAGCGUGAAAGGCACCCGGUGUCAGGAGAUUUUUAACAAAAUAUCUUUGCACGAAAUUGUCUUAUACCUUGCAGAAACGUUUUGUCAUCUUACAUAAAUAUACUGGAAUAUCAAAAAUAGAUUGUCUUUUGCCCAAAUUGAAUGUGCAAAUUUAUUGAACGUAAUUAUAAUAUGUCUAUAACUUAAAUUUUCAUAUAUGCCUUGCACAUUUCUUUAAAGUAUUAGCCGAGAUAUAGGCGUUUACACUCAAGGUAGCGUUUAUGGAAGAAGCGAAAAAUGGUCUAUUAAUUUGCAUUAUGGUAAUAGAAUGGCCAUUUUUCGCUUCUUCCAAAAAUGCUACCUUGAGUUACUAUCUCGGCUAAUAUUCUAUAGAAAUGUUUAAGGCAUACAUCAAAAUUUAAGUUUAUUUAGACAUAACUGCGUUCAAUGGACCCAUUACCUAGUGAACAAAAGUUUUAUCCAGACAAGUUUAGACACAAAUUUCAUCAGAGCUUGAAAGGCCAUCACAAAAUUAGUAAUAUUCCGAAGUUUCGUUGCGAAAUGUUAUAAAAUGCGGAUAAUAUAUAGCCCUGCGAAGUUUGCCGUUUUUCAGUCAUUUUGUAUUAGUACGCACGGGAAAUUGAUACCUUUUUUCAGAAAGCUGUAUCAAUUUCCCGUGUGCGUAACACAAAUGACUGAAAAACGGCAAAAUUUCGCAACGAAAGUUCGGAAUAUUACUAAUUUUGUGAUGGUCUUUCAAGCUCUGAUGAAAUGUUUGUCUAGACUUGUCUAAAUAAAAAUUUUGUUCAUUAGGUAAUAGGUCCUUACUUGAAUAAGAUGGCUUCUUUUGGUUAAGUCAAAGAGGGGAAACAUUUUUUGCGCCACCCCGGUGCAGGAAAUUUUUAGUUUUGCAUUUUCCAGCCAGGAAGAGAAAUAUAGGUUGUUUACCAUUUACAUGGAAAUUCCGGUGAUUCCAUACGGAAAAUAAAUGGAACAAGCAUAUUUCGACGGCCCAACCGGAACUUUUCCGGAAUAAACGGUUUGUUUGAAAAGGUUGUCCUCUCUUACCGAUUGGAAAGUUUCAACCGGUAAAUGUUGUUCCAUUUACAUUUUUCAAAUUUUUUUCACCAGUUCCAGGCUCUUCGUGAUUUAACAAUUGAAAUUAUUAAGUGGAAAGCGAAUAAUCCGAAUGGGAUUUUCUAUCCGAAAUUUUGCUUACCAUUAGCACAAUUUCAAACUGGAUGGGUUUUACAUGUAAAUGGUAAACAACCAUAGUUUGCUAGACGUAAGCUAGAAAUUCUCUUCAAACAGUAUCGUCAGGUGUUGAUGAAAGGUGACGUUGUGUUUGACUGUUAUAAUAUUCUUACAUUUUUUUCUUCAUGCAGCUAAACCAUCUAAAAGCAGGAAGUCGUCGGAUAUUAUUAGGUAUUGCUGUACAAAAUAUUGUUACCGUUCUUUGUAUCACUGGAUUUUUUCAAUUGAAGUUUUUUUAUUGUAUCAUUGGAGUUUUUUCAGGGCUCCAUACUAUAGAAUAGUAUAUGGAUCCCUCUUGGAAAUUGUGUGAAAAUACAUUUUCCGUACUAAAAUGAAGAUCAUUAAAUCUGAAUAUUGUUAUUUUGUUCAGUAUGUUGGUCAACAUCUAUGGCAGUAGAGAUCUGUUUGUGUCUGAAUACCGCACAUUAUUGGCUGAUCGCAUUCUGUCUUCUUUCAAUUAUGAUAUCGCUAAGGAGGUAUAUCUCGUAUGUUAUAAUUUGCAUCUAUAAUUUUAAUCAUUGUCAAUAGAAUAAGUAAGUUAGGAAACUCCAUGCAGACAGGUUUAUACAAAGAAUGGUCGAUUCAUUGUCACAUGUGUUUUGUGUUUUCGCCCAACCAACCAAUGUACAGUACACGUAAAUAUAUCACAACUUGUCAACAAGAUGUGUUCGCAACAGGCUUGUAGCGAGCUUGUCAACAAGUUAUAACAAUGUUGUCAUUUUAUCAAGUUGCUGCAAACCUGUCACUCACAACUUGUUGACAGAUUGUUGAAUUGCAGGACGAUAACAAGUUGUUGGAACUACUUGUAACAAGAAUGUUGAGCUCAACAACCUUGAAGCAAGUUGUGAACAAGCGGUUGACAACUUGUCAACAAGCUGGGAACAAGCAGUGCGAACACAUCCUGUUGACAAGUUGUUGGAACAACAUUGCUAUUGUGCGUUUUUACGUGUGUAGCAGUUUUUGGUUUAAUUACCCAGUCGUGAUAUUACACAACGGUUAAAUGAAAACAUACUUUAGCUACUGGUUGCUCUGGCGAAAAUUAAAAUUAAGAUUUCCUUCGGUCAUCAAAGUUUCUAAAAUUUUGUAGGUGUUAAUAGAAUAUGUAGUAGAAGAUUAUAUUAAAAAAUUAGGGGUGGUUAUAAAUUCAGUUUUUGAGAUAUUACGCGAAAUUUGUUCCACAAAAACUGUUUUAUAAAAUCUUUUGAAAAUUGAGUAAAUUGCAAUAAAUGACUAGUACUUUCAAAAUAAAAAAUUUCAGAAAAAUUGACCGAAGUAAAAAAUAAUUUUAUUGCAUCAUAAACCUUGCGCGGUCAAAUGAAAUUUUUGCUGACGUGAUAAAAUUUCAUCUUGACAAGACACGUCAUUUUGUUACUAACCCCAUCUUAAAGGGGAAGUCAAGUCCGUUCUGCACAUCCGUUCUGCUCAUAACAAUGUGAGGACCUCUAAUGUGAACAUUGCCCAAAUUUCGAAUGCUUCGAAUUUUUCUGAACGUAAACUCUAUUUCAUAUUCAUUUAGAAGCGUAGCGAACCAAAAUGGUGUUAGAUAUUCAGACAGUACAGUACAUCAUAUUUUAAAAAAUACAGCAGUUCAAAAUGUAAACAAACCCGUUUGUUUACAUUACGGACUUGACUUCCCCUUUAAGAGUAACUUUCUUUAUUGUGCUUUACACAGAAGACAAAAUAAAGUGGGGUCCAUUGAAAAUUUGAAAUGGUGAUUUUUCAUUUCAGCUCCGUUAUUUGGAACUUCUCAAAUUACGAUUUGGCGAAUCACAUCUUCAGUUCUGUGAAGUAAUGUUGAAAGAUGUCGCUGAUUCCAGACGAAUCAAUACGAAUAUUCAUUCAAAGAUCGAAAGUUCAGAACAGAAGGUAUUACUCGGAUUUUGCCUUAACUUUUCAGUUUCAACUCUCCAAUAUACAGUAAGUCCCCUAUGUAUUCAGUAAGUAUGCAAUAUUGUGUAAAAACGCCUAGAUGUAUUAGUUUGUGCUCAUAGUGUAGAUUUACACAAGUUUGUGGGCCACAUACAGCAGCAAGCUGCUUUACACCAAAGCAGUGUAAUGGAUUAUAUGAUAAAGUGGAAUGGAUUUACUUGGGGUGGGGGGCACGCACCCCUAGCCCAGGCUAGAGGGGGUCAGGGGUUGGGCUAUUUUUCAUGGUAAAGCAAAAAAUAUUAGAGACAAAAUGAGAUACAGUAAUUUGAGUAAUAAUAUGAUGAUAAGCGAACUGUGAACAACAAUUCAAAUUCAAAUACAGUAGUCAAGCAAGACUUUCCAGUAGUGAAGCAAGUUGAUGGGCGGGGGCGACACACAUGACUGACACAACUCGGCAACAGAGCUGGCAGAGCACCCCGCCCCCUACCAAAUCAUGCUGGAUUCAUCCUGGUAAAAAAACCCCUUUGGAUCUGUUAGUUUACCCUCAUAGUGUAUAGAUUUAAACCAAGUUGGUGUCCACACAGUUGUAAGAAUUUACAUCGAUUUUGGUGUUGUGGUAAGACUGCAAGAUUUACAGUGCAUGCAGUAAUUCCAAAAUGUAACCUUCCACUAGCGUACACUCAUGUGCCCCUCUUGAAUUGGAGAACUCCGACCUGGAAAAGAGUGGAAUUUCGAGAUCCUGAUUUGCUAGCUUAAUGAAUCAUUAUACCAUAUACUUUCAUGUUUGUCACUUGAGACAUGUAAUAUAAAUACAGUCAAGUGUACUUUGUUGUUGCAUUCAUAUAAUGGCGUGAUUAUGCACGGUCAAAUUUUGUCUGCCCCUGACCCGUAAAUUUUACCCUCCCCCAAUCCAUCACAAAGUUAUAAAUUUCUAGUUUAUUCAUUUUCCAAACAAACUGUUUUGACUUUUUCAGCCUGAAAUUGAAAUCCACGGUAUGAUUUUGUCCAACGUAUUCUGGCCAACGUUUAGAGAGGAGAAAUUGGAGCUUCCUGAACAAGUAAAAAGGUUUGAUGAUUGUUUAUGAUUAUUUAUUAGAUAUAAUAUAACACCAUGCAUGUAUUAGAUAUUCUCACUACUCUGGUGUGAAUGUAAUCUGUUCGAAAAUUAUAUUAAUUUGUUAAACCAGAGCAGUAAAGCAUUCUAUGUAGCGAUUGGGAAUUCUGCACGGGUUUUCCGAUAUCGAGACAAACUAAUUUUCCUUUGUUUCUUGAUCAAGAUGAGGUUUUUUACUAUAAACAUUACAUUUCUUCUUAGAAUGACUCAAAUGGUACAAAUACCAAAAAUUAUAUUUGGGGUUAGUCUCACUUUUAUAUUUUGUUUUUCCACUAUCUAGUUCAAUGGAGAACUACACAGAACAAUUCAAAUCACUCAAAGGUUCACGAACGUUACAAUGGAAACCUCACCUAGGACUGGUUGAAUUGGAACUAGAACUUGAAGAUCGAACAUUGUCGUUCACUGUGACUCCAGCACGGGCCGCCACGAUCAUGUACUUUCAACAAAAACGUAAGUUUAAUUUUAAGUUUAGGCAUGAAUGAACCAUAGACGGAUUUUCUGGGGGGGUGCAGGGGGGUGCUACCACCCCAAUAUUAGCUAUAACCCCCCCCCCAAACAAAAUGUCCACCCCUCCAAAAAAAAUUUUCAACCCCCCCAAUAUUCGGCAUAAUAAAUAAAUAAUUAAAUAGUCCACUCCAACGUGCAGAGUGUUGAUGCAGUGCCUUGUCAUGCGAAUAGCUUGCACGCAAGGAACGUUAGGAAUUUUUACGAACAUUAUUUUUAGUUUUUAAUUCUUUUACGAAAUAGACUUGCCUAGAUCUUUACGCCCCAGAUAUUAUUUACAUCGGAGUUGCAUCAUAAAUUGUACUCGGAUUCAAACAACACAAUGUCAAUGACUUUAUAAAAGUAAAAGCAUAUUGUGUAUUGGCCUAUUGGGGUUACACUUUACAGGUUCAUUUAACUUUAAGUCUUUAACUCUCUCAAGUCUCAACAGACAAUCGGACAUGCCAAAUCCUUUGAUAUGACAAAUUGACAACUUCAAAAAACUUUCUUUCGAAGCUAGAAAUCAUGAUUUUUUUCAAAUGUUUCCUGGGGUACUUUGUUUUCUGCUCUCUAGACUCCCCCUAGCGGCUCUAGUGCUCCACCCCUAGAAUAUAGACCUUACUGGGGUUUGGUGACACUUUGUGUUGCUUCAGUCACCUGCUCAUGGCUCACCCCCCUAAAAUUUCUGGCACCACCCCAGUAAUAAAUAUGAAAAUCCGUCUAUGGAAUGAACUGAAGUCUUAGUAAAAUAAAGUUUAGUUUAGCUUGGUUUGGUUUGGUUUAGUUUCUGUACAGGUAGCUUAUAGUUCUGUAUAAUAACAAUGAAACUAAGGGUUGCCAAUAGAAUUUGGAGUAGGAGUUAUUUUGAAAGAAUUAAGCUGGGGAGAGGGGUUUGUCUGUGAAGAUUCUGAAAUUUAAACCCUUUGAAGAAAUGGCAUUUCCAGCCAUAUUGGAGAGUUUUGUCAUUUUAUCCAAAUAUUUAAGAAAGACUAUUGUGUAAAAUUGAUGUUAGGCCCCGUUUACAUGAAACCGGAACGAAGUCAAACCGAGACCAUUUCGUUUCGGGCAUAGUUAUAUAACUUAUAAUAGAUGUUUACAUGAGACCGCGACACAAGUAACUCAGACUGGUCUCAAGUCAUUCCGCCUGCUGGACCGAUCCAACUGACUUCAGACCAACAUGAAUUCAGACCGGGAUGAAUGUAAACACAAAUACAUUUCAGACCGGUCUCGGCUGUAACCUUGACAUUGGAACAACUCAUGCGAACAAAAACCAUCUAAAAGAGAAAAUUGCUUGGCAAGGGGAAUAAAUUUUGUGAUUUUCGUACCGAUCUCAUGUAAACAUGUUGACAAUUUCAAUUUUCAUUCCAGAAAGAAACCUUUCUCUUGACAUCUCGGCGGUAACGAGAAAAUAUUUUGGUUUGUGUAAUUUCGAGAAAUAACUAGCAAUUGUCCGAGCUAUAGACGGCAAAAGUCACUGAAUCCUACUGGAACACUGAGGCAAUAAGAGAUGCUCCUUACUGCGCUUUUCGGAAUUUAGGACGGUUUUGAAACAACUGUCCAGCGCCGUUUUGUAUAUAUUUAGCAAUGAGUGAAAUUAGCCGAUUUCCCCGUCAUUUUGGGGUACUGCCUUUCCCACGUUUGAGAGUCUCCGCAUCACGAAAUACAACUUUUUAGUAUUGUAGUUGUUUGUAUAAUGUAUAAUGGUACAAUAUUUAAAAGUCGUUUUUCUCGUUGUUUGAAUUGUCUAGAAUCUUUCACGAGGGCAGACAGUACCCCAAAAAUGGCGGAUUUUGGCCAUCGUGAGAAAGGCUAUAGAAUAAAAAAUAUCUACCUACAGUAUAUCUUAUGAAUACGACCUUACAGCAACUCCAACUGAAGAUGCUUUUUGCUCUUUUUCUUGCAGCCCGCUGGAGUUUGGAAGAACUGAGUAGUGCGAUGCAUAUGUCGAGCAGUAUGUUAAGACGUUGUCUCGGUUACUGGCUUGGCCAGGGCGUGUUGAAACAGGAAAGCCAAGACGUUUAUGUUGUCUUGGAGAAAAACCGCGGCGGACAAGAUUUACAAGGUAAGCAUGAUGGGAUAUAUUUAAUGAAAGUGAAAAGUAUAAAGAUCCGGUCAAUCGAGGAUGAGAGUUACAAAUCGUUUGAAUUUUGAUGAGAGUUUUUGCUACGUGCGUAGUUAUAAUACGAUGCAGUUAACUCCCAUCAACUUUCGUGCAACUCGAUUGACCAGGACAUGAGAGUUAAGAAAACCAUAGCUAAUAGAAUAGAUGGUUUGGAAACUCAUUAGAAUAAAAAUAUAGCUCGUUGUCUAUAUUAGUCGACGUUUAUUCAUAAAUAUGGUUCUUCACCGUCACGUGUGUAAUUGUAUUUUUGCCAAAUCCACCAAUAACAAUCUCCAAUUUAGCAAUCUAAUUCUCGUUAACCAAUGCAGAAAUUAAAACAUGUGACAAGCAAUUUUUCAAAAUAAACUAACCAUUUACAAGGCAGAGUUACCAUCAUUCGUCCAAAAAAUUACAAAAAGUCGCUGUUAUGUGGACUUAUCUCGCAGACUUCGGCUGAAAAGCCACCCAAAAAUGGCGGCGCGAGAAAGGCUAAUUGGUUGUAAUUCUUUUACAUUCUAGACGUUGUAUAUGAUGCGGAGGGUGAGUCAGCCAUGGCCACUUCACAAGAUCAACGGGAGGGAGAGUUACAGGUUAGUCAUUAUAUACUAUUCAUUGGGAUUUCUGUGGCGUGUAGUGAUCACAGCAAGCACCUUGUACCUCUGAGAUCGUGGGUUAGAUUCUCGCUAUGGACUCAUGUGAAAAGAGUCUGCCGACGUUCUGCCGAAAGCGGUGGGUUUUUUGUUGAUGAUGAUUAUUGUGAUACCUUUAUUUAACCACGCUGACAUUGUCAGCUAUAACUCGUUCCACAAUGGGCGUGUAAAAAAUUAGAAUUAGUAUUGGUUGCAAGUAAGAGAAUAAGAAAGAAUCCAUUAACAAUGCAAAUCGAAAAUAUACAAUAAUCAUAUUAGUUCUUUGUAGGAUUGCAUGGCGAUAAAACAUAUAAUUUUUUUUGUUUGUAAAAACAUCACGUAAAUUUAUUACUGCAAAGCUUUCGAUCCGUAUAAACUCGGAUCUUCAUCAGUGCUGAUGUUAUUGUUAUAUAACAAAAAAUCCCAUCUUGAUCAACUGUCAAAGUUUCCGGGUAUGAUGCGUAGAUAUCUUAUAUACACUAGAUAGUGCAUCUAAUUAUUGUGCAAUUCAAAAAUUGAAGCCGUGAUUGCAGUCUCAGGUCGUUCCCAUGAAAUGAGAAGAUUAGUAUGUUUUCUAUCUCUUAAGGUGGUCUUCCACCCAAAUUUUCCGAUAUUCGUUAUUUUUUAGAAAAACGUAAAAAAGUAGUCUUUAUAGCGUUCUUUAUAAAAUCCGUGUAAUUUUAAGAACGAAAAUGUACCGUAAACCCGAGAAAUCCAGCAAAUUCUACACCUUCGUAGGGUAAAACCACGAUUUUACCCGGAGCGAUAAAGAUAUGCGAUUGGUUUAGUCUAUUGUUCUAUUUUCAAUUAUAUUGUUCUAUCUAAGUUAUUCUAAUAUAUGCAAAAACUUUAAAAUCGCUUUUCUCACACGAGCAUUUUGCGAAAUAUUAAAAACUCUCCUACUGUUCAUACUGAAACAAUUCGUUCGAAAUUUUCAGAGUUUAUUUGCUUAGCCAUGUCAUGGACCUAAAAAACUUCAUAUAUCAGCAAUAUACAUUGCAAGAGUAGCCUUAUAAGAACUCCUUUCUUCAUAUAAUUUUAAAAAAGUAAAAUAUGAAGGCCUUAUUAUAUUACUUGUAUAUUUUUUUAGGUUCAUGACAUAGAUCGAUGUAUUAAGUGUCCAUUAAAGCUGUUUCUAAAAUCCGCGGUAAAUUAGUUUGGCUCACAUCAUUUUUGGAGCAAACCCUAUAUUUUACCCUAUAGCGAGGCCUAUCUUAGUUACUAUGGCAACGACGAAUGUAAAAGUUACUGAUCCUGCGUCAGCUGAGGAUAUUCCAUCAUAUUUGACUCAAAUAUGAUGAUAAAACCUUUAAAUUGAAAAAAAUGUUUUUAGGGUGGAAGACCACCUUAAACAGGGAACUUAAGCAUUAAGUUAACCCUACUCCAUGCAAUUACGUUUUUAAACUAUUCAAAUGAUAAAAGUUAUUGUUGUUUUUAAGCGUUUAUUAGCAAGUGGGAACGACCAAAUGGCCGCCAUCUAUUCAAAUGGGGGUAACCGCUGGAAUAUUCUUGGCUUCAAUUUUACUAAAAGAGAUGCGCUAUCUAGUGUAUAUAAGAUAUCUAUGGUAUGAUGUCAUUAGAUGAAUUGCAAAUUAGUUUUCCUUUGUUUUUUGUACCAAAAAUUCACCUAAUGACAUCAUAUCUGGAAACUUUGAUAGUGAAUAAGAGGUACGGUACCAAAAAUUGAGCGUAGUGUAAACGGGGUUCAAGAUGGGGUUAUUAAAGACACAUUACGUUUCUUCAUGGAAUGACCCAAAUAUAACACAUUAGUCGCACUUUUAUAAAAGAUUUUGAAAGCCAUGAUUCACGUCCUUUUGAUCAUUUCCAGAUUUUCUGGUCCUAUAUUGUUGGUAUGUUGACAAAUCUGGACAGUCUACCACUGGAUCGAAUCCACUCAAUGUUGAGAAUGUUCGCAAUGAGUGGCCCCAACACCAGCCAAUGUAAUGUCGAUGACUUGAAACGAUUUCUCGAGAAAAAAGUUCGCGAUGGUGAACUGCAGUUUGUCAGCGGCAAAUAUAAAUUACCAAGACCCGGCAAAUAGAAUAAUAUAAGGUAUAGUGUUUGAUAUGUAAUAAUGUAUAUAUUUAUAUAGAGAAAGUAUUAUUUUGUAUGUAUACAAAAUACGAAACAAAGUAUAUGAAGUCUCGGGCUCCAUUAAUUAUUAUACAAAAAAAAUGCAAUACUUCCAUAGAAAGUUUAAUAGAAUAGCUGUGUAAAACAUUUGGGACACACUGAGCUAUAUAUUCUAUUUUGGGGGAGACACCCUGUGUAACGUUUCAAAAUACAGUAUGAUUUGUUCAUCUGGCC